GGACGAUCUGAUUAGUAAAGACCAUUGUUUUAGUAAAAGUGACAUUUGACAUAAUAUGAAUUACAUAAUAAAUAAGAAGAAUGAGGUUAUAAAAACGAUUCAAAAUGUUAUCAUCCAGAAUUUUACGAUUUAAAAACCUAAACAAUAUCAUAGUCCAAUUUUCGAAUUUACACCUGCAAAACAGAGUGUGCAGCACUCCCGUUUCCAUACCACUACCUUCGAUUGAACAUGUACCAAUCGGCUCCAAUUCAUGGAUGUGGAAGCGAAACGAGGACAUCAAUUUACCCAAAAGCAACAGUUUAAAUCUAAACUUCGAACUACCGAAUGGAUUAAGAACCAUUUUGCCCCUCGUUGACCCGAUUCAACGGGAAGAAAUCGAAGCACCCGCACAGGACGAUAGCAUAGAGAAACAGGCCAUUACGAUGCUGGUGAUUCGAAGGAAGAAAAUGAAGAGGCACAAAUUGAGGAAACUAAGGAAACGGAUGAAAUACGAAUGGGCAAAAAAAAGGCAGCGACGCGAGUUGAAGAAAGAAAAGGAAUUCGUCAGCAUGCUGAUACAACGGUGCAAAAAAGGCGAGGAAUUCUCCGCCGAGGAAUACGUUACAGAGAAACUAAAUAAAUACAAGCAAGUCCUGUUAGCUAGAUCGGAGAUGCAAGCCCAGCGGCGCUGAUAAAUCCGUUAAUUCAUUAGAAAAAUAAAUUGUCAACAAUC
Molecule: messenger RNA, 712 nt
Organism: Phyllotreta striolata
Lineage: Eukaryota; Metazoa; Arthropoda; Insecta; Coleoptera; Chrysomelidae
Source: the annotation of a GenBank genome assembly